Trichobilharzia szidati is the source of this 1215-nucleotide messenger RNA. The record is from the annotation of a GenBank genome assembly. NCBI's taxonomy places the organism in Eukaryota, Metazoa, Platyhelminthes, Trematoda, Strigeidida, Schistosomatidae.
AUGAACGCAUUGGCAGCUGGAGACAAUGGCAACCAACCUGCCCUUCCUAUAUCAGUGGAUAUCAAAAAACUUUUUGACGGAAUUAUGCUUAGUCACCGGUAUACCAGUUGGGUUCAAGUAGAAGAUGCUCUAAGUCAGCUGGAAUCAGCAACUCAUACACAUUAUGUAAUCAAAAAGUGCAUACGGAACCAUGAAUCUGAGGAGUUGAAGUACAAACUAGUAGUCUUUCGUUGUACAUAUGGCAUGAAGCGAAAAUCUAGAGGUUUAGGUUUACGCGUCAAACCUGCAAAAUACACCGGUUGCCAAUCUGGCUUUCGUAUACGCUACAAGGAGAACGAGUUUAUCAUUUGUUCCGCGAGAACAGUUCACAAUCACAAAUGUGAACAAAGUCGUAUGAUAGGUGAUCCAUAUUUUAGACGCCUGUCCGGGGAUGAAAAAGAGAAUAUUGCACCUGUUGUGAAGACUGCAUCUGAGGUUGGUGAUGUUUUAGAAUAUGCUGAAGAGAAUUUUAGUAAAAUUUUGACGACGGAAUCUUGUGACCUUAUACAGAGCACAGAUGUGUAUAAUUUACGUAAGGAUGUGAGACCAGAUGUUAUGCGCAUAAUAAGGCAAAGCGGUCAGGUGGUUGAAUACGUAGAAUCGAAUACAGGGAUAACCAGCAGAAUUUGCUUCGCCCUGGAAUCACAGGUGCAGUUAUAUCGGAAAUAUGGAGAGGUGGUGUGUAUUGACUCAACAUACAAUACCAAUAAGGACGGAAAUUCUCUGUUUCAGUUGGUGGUAACAGACAAUAUGGGUCAUGGCAGGCCUGUUCUUUUGGCAUGGACGAGACGUGAAAGGUCAUGCGAUAUAGCUUGGAUCUUGGAACACUUCCAAAGAAUAAUGCAGAAUACGUCCAUUACAGAAACUUUCAUAAUGGAUUCGGCCAACUGUGACAUAUCCGCCGUGCGUAAUAGUCGCAUUCAGGCGAAAAUCGUCAUCUGUGCAUUUCAUGUAUGCCGGGCUUUCAGCAGGAAGACUCGAAAUCCUUUUGUACGCAGGUUUUUAUAUCGUCUUGUUAAAGCUGCCACACCUGAAAGUGUCAUUAGGACGGUUGAUCGGAGGUGGAUUAUACCAAUUCAACUUGUACCUGCAGAAUUUUUAGGGCACAAAGAAUACCUUGCCGGCAUAUGCUACUGUGUCACAUUCGAAUUCCUCAGUUUACAGUUGACAAAGUAA